AUGGAGAAGAGUACAAACAAUGCGAUUCCACCUAGUGGCUCGUCGUCCGACUACCUAGAGCAGCCAUUAGAUCGCAAAUCGGGUGAAAAGGGUUCCGGCAUUGCGGCCGUCUUCUCGAGGCUUGGCAACUUGCCUGAAUGGAAAGUGAAAGGAGAACAUCUGGCCGGUAGCACCCUCAAUUGGGCUAUUGGCUUCAUCGCAUCAUGUGGUUUCCUCAUGUUUGGUUAUGAUCAAGGCGUCCUAAGCGCCCUGUUGACACUUGAUGACUUUCAGAAGAACAUUGCGCUCAUGACGCCUCGAGAUCAAUCAAACGACCUCUGCUGGCUCAAUAACCCAACCAAUACCAUCCCGAACCCUGAUAUGUGUAAGGGUGAUCCCAAUACCCAGGCUGCCGCGGUCGCAAUUUACCAGAUCGGAUGCUUUCUGGGCGCAGUGCUCAUAUUGGUGUACGGUGAAGUUUGGGGGAGAAAGUCGUCCACUUUCUGGGGCAGUUUGAUCAUGAUUAUUGGUACUAUUAUGCAAGCAGCCGCUUUUGAAUACGGACUCUUCGUUGGUGGCCGAAUAGUAGGCGGAAUUGGCAACGGAAUGGUCACCUCAACUAUCCCUACCUGGCAAUCUGAGUGUGCUCGUCCACACUUAAGAGGAUUUCUUAUUCUUAUAUCGGGAGCGCUUAUUUCUGGGGGAAUCAUGAUUGCGUACUGGGUAGAUUAUGGAUUUUACUUCCUCGAAGGCUCAGUUCGUUGGCGCUUCCCAAUUGCCUUUCAGUCAUUCUUCACCAUUAUUGUUAUGUGGGGGUUACUCUAUCUUCCGGAAUCACCUCGCUGGCUGGCCAUGAAAGGUCGACUGGGAGAAGCCGGAUACGUCACCGCAAGGCUACUGGGCAAGCCAAUCGACCAUGAAGAAGUUACUACAGAGGUCCAGGCAAUCACAGAAGCUCUGGAAGCGCAAAGUACUAAGGGAAAGUUUCGAUAUCGCGAGCUCUUGACCAAUGGGCCGUCCCAGAAUCUUCGCCGCACUAUUCUGGGAAUAGCUGCUCAAUUCUUCCAGCAAAUUUGUGGCAUCAACCUUAUUACUUACUACGCAACUUUCUUGUUUGAAAAUUCACUAGGUUUUGAUCCAGCCAUGUCUCGUCUUCUUGCUGCUGCAAAUGGAACAGAAUACUUCUUGGCUUCACUCGUUGCUUUACCACUAAUAGAGAGAACUGGGCGCAGAAAGCUGAUGCUCAUAGGAGCUUUUGGAAUGAUGGCAUCUAUGGCUAUUUUAGCCGGAACUGUAUCCACCGGCGGCGUGAAGGAGAACGGUGCUCCCGUGCUUGAGACCAGGUAUGGUGUAACGGCAACGGUCUUUCUCUUCGUCUUCAAUACCUUCUUCGCCAUUGGCUGGCUUGGAAUGACAUGGCUAUAUCCCGCCGAGAUCACCAAUCUUCGCAUUCGAAUCCAAGCUAAUGCCCUCUCGACCUGUUCCAACUGGCUUUCAAACUUCCUCAUUGUCAUGAUCACGCCUCCUGCGUUUUCUAAUCUUGGAUACAAAACAUAUGUCAUGUUUGCUGUUUUCAAUGCGGCCAUCUUGCCUUGUGUUUAUUUGUUCUUUCCGGAACCAAAAGGUCGCAGCUUGGAGGAACUGGAUAUCAUAUUUGCCAGCGCCAACCAGGACAAAGUAAGUCCGGUCAAGAGAGCAAAAGAAAUGCGACAUAUCGAGGGCCACGAACUCGAGAGCGAGCUGGAAAGAUAUUUUGGGUCAAAUGCUUCUCUUCGCCGCAGUAUUACUUAG
This is a messenger RNA of Pochonia chlamydosporia 170, 1770 nucleotides long. Its product is annotated as sugar transporter. Gene Ontology annotation, cellular component: membrane. Gene Ontology annotation, molecular function: carbohydrate:proton symporter activity. The record is from RefSeq and is a predicted model, not a curated record. NCBI's taxonomy places the organism in Eukaryota, Fungi, Ascomycota, Sordariomycetes, Hypocreales, Clavicipitaceae. The transcript has 4 exons. Bases 1 to 1770 code for a protein of 589 amino acids. Gene Ontology annotation, biological process: transmembrane transport; carbohydrate transport.